CAGAAGACUACUGUAUUGCUGCAGUUGAAUAUGGCUCUAGAUGGCACGGCGGAGUGUGGUUGUCAAGAUCUCCGUCUGUCUGAUGGCAUACCAACUGCACGAUAUGUCGAGCGAUGCAACUACAACGUCGACGAGCAUCUACAUCACAGGUCUACUAUAUCCUUCCCUGCAGAAAGGGACAGAGACACUCUGAAUACGUUGAGUAAUGCAUCUAUUGCAGAUGUUCCCGAUAGUAUGGCUGACUUACAUAAGUCCUUACCGCUGGGUGGCAGUAAGAGUGAUCGGACCAAUGCCACAGUCACGUCCAAGAGUAUCAAUAGUCUUGAGAAAAGAAACACACCCGCCAAUCGGCAACAUCAUCAUAAUAGUCGACACUCCCAAACACAGUCAAAACCACAGUCACAAGACAGUCGGAGUCAAUUGCACGCGUCCAAGAGUACAGUAGCAGCGACUCAAACGCCGUACCUAUACGAUAGCCGGCGCUUACACGAUGAGUCUAGUAUUGCAUACCACGACUAUGAUUCUGCGGCAUUCCCUUUGUCCUCGGCCAAUUCGUCGAGUGAGGUGUCUCGCACCUCAUCACAGCAUGUGAGCCCUAGCGGUGGGGGCUUUCUGGGUUACGACGACCUGUCGCAUACGAUUCAUAGUAGCUACAACAGUCACGGUGGGUAUUCUGGUCACACGCAUACACAUUCACGCACAGCUUCGUACACCCAUCCUGCGAUAUGGGAGGAUAUGGAUACAGAAGCGUUUUCCCGUACAUUUCAGGCGGGAACGACCUUGUGCAACGCCUGUGGCACGCAGGUGGUGGAUAGUAAGUGCGCGUGCCCACAUGACGAAAUAAGCAAUGACGGAUUAAGCAAAAGCGAGAGCGGCUAUAGCUGGAAGUCGGAUGGUAGUGAUUGUGAUGACGAAUUAAUCGGUAAUCCAGAACCGUUGACCAGUAUCAUCCUGCCGGGUAAGCCGGACACCGCAUCACAGUCGCAGCCAUACCCCUACGAGCCUUCGGGGAAAUCGGGCCCACUGGCCACACACGCACGACGGGACGUCUCACACCAACCGGCGGAUGCUGGCGGUAGUAAGCCGUAUGUGAGUAGCAAUGGUAAACGAGGGGCGUACGGAGCUCAGUCGAAUAGUACUAGCACCAAUCACGGGGGACUGGGUCAAGGGCAGGGACAGCCUCUGUUACCAACACACACACACAGCCCAGCGCCAGUUAACUACAGUCGGAAACUCUCGGCCAAGGAGAAGAUGGCCGCGGCCAGACGACGUCGGCAUUCCGUGGAGCUGCUGGAAUUCGCCGGGCUGAGUGGUUGCGAUACUCAGACAUUCCUCAGACACAUCCGCCUCCAUAAGUACACCAUGAUGCUGAGUCAUCUGGCGUUCUCGACUUUGUUGGAGAUGGGGGAUGAUGGGUUGAUUCGCGCGGGUAUGAUUGCCCAGGGCGCGCGCACCCGGCUGCUGAAGGCGUUGGACCGGUACAAAUUGUAUCUGGAGGCGGGCAGCCUGUCGUCACCAACCCACAGAUACGGUGCAUACGAUACCCGAGACAGCCAUAGCAACCAUGACAGUCGAGACGUGGACAAAGCGGCUAAGCCGGACCAUAUAUGCGAUGCAAAGAGCGGUCUCACGAAGCACCGCACCGACGUGACAUACCAUGGCUACGAUUGCGGCGGCGGUGCCAUGAUGGUCUCAGACGGAACGUAUGCGGACUGUGUGCAUACGCAACAGCAGCAGGAGGCCCAGAUGGAGCUGCACCACCAGCUGCAGGUACAACUGCACCAGAACACCUUGUCCUCACAGGUACACACCCAAGUACAACAGGGCCAACACACACCGUGCACGGCCAACUGUGCGAUGGGCCUGUGUGGGUUCCCCCCGACCAGUAUGCAGCAGGUGCAGGUACAGUCUGCCCAGAAGUUGUACCAGCUACCCAAUGGACCGGUACCUACGCCACACCACGCCCAGUUCCAGGCACACACGGGCGCUUGCGGACCCCUGCACCCCGCAAGUCAAUCGCAGCAGCAUGCGUCGGGCCAUUUGAGUGUGAAUGGGCACCCGGCCAACUGCACGCAUCUGGGACCUUCCAGUCUAACUCACCACCAACACCAACCUCUGUGUGGCCACCACCAGGGAGUGGCCUUGCAACCACCCGCCCAUAACCAACAGGCCCAGGGCAGCACCACCGCAACCAGUAAGGCCCACCACAAGCAGAGCAGUGGCCACCAUAACCAGCCGAAUAACUGCAGCAACAAAUCCCAACAACAGUCGACGUCUCGCAGCGCUAGAGGCCCCAAGGGAGGUCCCCCCAACAACCCCCCACAGCCAGGAAGAAGCCGACAGGCGACCCAGUCUACCGCGUACAACCCACCUCAGGCACAGCGUAUGCGGAACUCGGGGGGGCGGUUGAGUGGCGGUACCAACAGCAGCACCCACGUCAGCACCCAUCCGCACCCGCUGAAGAAUUGCUCAAACAAAGGUACGGUUCUUCUCCCUACGUGCACGGCACCGAGCGCUACCGACGGGAUGUCCCCGCAGAUCAACUGUGCCUACCCUGUGGCCCAUAGUGCGGUCCCAAUGACCCAGGAUUCUGGUUGUGGACCGGGCCUGGAGUUCUGUCCAGCCGGGGGGUGCGGAAUGGCACAUGUGCGCGUUAUACCUACAGAAUAUAUGCAGCAACAGAUACAACUCCAUCACACCCAAACUCAGGCUCAGGUGCGAGUUCAAAUGCAGGCGACUCAGCAGGCACAUCAACGCCUACAACAACACCAGCGGCAGCAGCACUCGUGUUCGGGGUUGGGAGGGGAGGGUGAGUGCCAGUUCGGAACCAAUGCUGAUAGUAUCAGUUACCGUAACCCCGCCAUCGUUCGAGAGAGAGAGCGGAGCAUAUCCUCGCCGGACACGCUGACCUACUUCUACGCCCAGCAGCGCAAAGUUCGGUACUACAGUGACUCUGUUGCACCCGCGCGAACGUCCGGCGUAUCACCGGAAGAUGCCUAUGCCUUUGCCAAUUUCUCAGACCCCAGCAGCGUGCAUCAGUUCGCGCAGGGGAACAACCUGGUGCUGGGCAACGGUAUCUCUCGCAGCUUACCAGCGGUGUACACCCAGCCCCAUCCCCACAGUAACACUAUCACACUCACCAACGGUGACCCACUUCAACAACUGCAAUAUCAACCACGCCAGCAACCGCAACCGCAACAACGCCAUGCCGGCCAGAUACGCCGUCAGAGCACAUCGCCUUCAACACAAACACAAUCCGUCGUAACAAGCACUCGUGCAGGUGUCUACAGCUGCCAUAACAGCACAGGCACAGUCACCACCGGCGACGGUGGCGGAGCCUCUGAGGGCUUGCGAGACACCUUCACGCUCACCCACAACACCAGCGCAUCUACCUACAGCCAUCCACCCGCCUUCGGCGUGGCGGGUGUGGACCGGGUGCCCAAGGCCGCGGGUCCAACAGACAGCGUGAAGGACGCCCGCCGCAUGACCCAGCCGUUCAUAUCGUGGCCGAGCUUCGGAACGCCGGGUACCGAACUUCCGUACGGCACCGCCGCCACGCAGGACGUGUACGCCGAGCGCCAUUUGUCGCAUGCGAAGGUGAACCGGGUCAAAAGCCAACCCACUGCCCGGACUGCACCCACUUCCGCGUUGUAUCGGACCGGCUUCGACCUGGACGGUACGGUGAAGCGUGCGAAUGCGAAUGCAAAUGCAAAUGCCACACACUCGCCUCGGGUGGUUGAGACAACUGGGCAUGGGCAUGUGGGGCGUUACAACGCGAAACCGGGACGUGAAGCGGGACGUGAAACAUUUGUGUAUCCACCGCCAGUAUCGGCUGACGCCGGGGGCCCAAUCUUUGGCCCACCGGUAAGCCCCUUGUCGCAGACAGUUAGCCCCCUCUCCCCUUCGGACCCGGAGUAUACGAGGUACCCAGUCAGUGCCGCCAGUCUGGUGGCGACUGAGGAAUCCAACCCGAAUUCACGCUUCCAUCGCGUGGCCUUCUUCCGCGGAGCUCGCAAAACAGGACACUACCCAGCCCCAUCGGCUGUGGACCGGGUGCUGUAUGCGGGACAGGCUGAGAGUGAUAGGAGGGUGUUAUACCCAGGACAGAUAGACCCUAUGGACAGGGAUAAGGGUGCUAUAUACUCGGGGGCUGGUAGGUGCCAUAGAGAGCGAUAG
Messenger RNA from Sphaeroforma arctica JP610, 4176 nucleotides. RefSeq lists its product as hypothetical. The transcript is spliced from 2 exons. The record is from RefSeq and is a predicted model, not a curated record. NCBI's taxonomy places the organism in Eukaryota, Ichthyosporea, Ichthyophonida. The coding region runs from base 31 to 4176 and encodes 1381 amino acids.